AUGUGUAUUGGUAAGAAGGGAAAGUUUAGUUCUCGGUACAUUGCCCCUUACCGUAUUCUAAGAGGAAUUGGGAAGGUAGCUUACAAACUAGUAUUGCCAAUGGAGUUUGCAGUAGCUUAUCCCAUGUUCCAUGUCUCCUUGUUAAAGAAAUGUGUUGGCGAUCCAUCUCUCAUUGUCUCUCUAGAAACUGUUGGGGUAAAAUAUAGUUUAUCCUUUGAGGAGGUACUAGUGCAAAUUUUAGAUCGGCAUGUUCACAAGUUAAGAACCAAAGAGGUAGCAUCAUUGAAGGUUUUAGGGAGAAAUUACUUUGUUGAAGAGGCUUUGUGGGAAACCAAAGAGGAUAUGAAGGACAGAUACCAAGAGUUUUUCGUUCAUCAAGAUGAUGUAGCCGGAGACUCGUGGCUAGACAAGUUGCUGCUUUUCGGUAAGCAGUUGGUGAGUCCUCCUCAGUUGGGGGCUUCAUUGAUUAGCUAA
This is a messenger RNA of Solanum tuberosum (potato), 474 nucleotides long. RefSeq lists its product as uncharacterized. The transcript has 2 exons. The coding region runs from base 1 to 474 and encodes 157 amino acids. NCBI's taxonomy places the organism in Eukaryota, Viridiplantae, Streptophyta, Magnoliopsida, Solanales, Solanaceae. The record is from RefSeq and is a predicted model, not a curated record.